CCAUUAUAGUUUAUCCUGUCGCCAUUUCAGUAUCACUAUCACUUAUUAUUUGCUUUCAGUAACACUACGUGUUGCACAUUAUUGCUGCAUCAUUGUAGCGUAUAAAGAUAGCAGGAAGUAUCUUGUAUAAUAUUACGCGAUAUGACGGGACGUGUGGCUGUGGUAACGGGCAGCAACAAGGGCAUUGGUUUUGCCAUUGUCAAAGAUCUCUGUCAACAGUAUGACGGAAAUGUUUAUUUAACGGCUCGCGACGUCACUCGCGGCCAAAAUGCUGUCAGCGAGCUGAAGAAGCAAGGUUUGCAACCCAAGUUCCAUCAAUUGGAUGUCAAUGACGAUGAAAGUGUUACAAAGUUUCGAGAUUACUUGAAGAACACAUACGGUGGUCUGGAUGUACUCGUUAAUAAUGCUGCUAUAGCUUUCAAAUCUGCUGCUACAGAACCUUUUGCGGUCCAAGCUGAAGAAACAGUACGAGUAAACUAUUUCAGCUUGCGCAGAGUAUGCGACGCGCUUUAUCCAUUGCUUAGACCACACGCUCGAGUGGUACAUGUCUCUAGCAGCGCUGGUCGCCUUUGCAAUAUUACUGGCAAAGCAUUAAAGCAGAAACUAUCUGAUCCAAAUCUAACUGAAGCAGAAUUGGACGAAAUAAUGCGUGACUUUGUCAAUUCUGCAAAAUCUGGCACACAUGUAAAAGCCGGUUGGUCAAAUUCAGCAUACGAGGCGAGUAAAAUUGGUGUAUCCGCUUUAGCUGGUAUUCAUCAAUCAACAUUUAAUACAGAUCCUCGAAAAGAUAUUGCAGUGAAUGCAGUACAUCCUGGUUAUGUAGAUACAGACAUGACUAGCCAUAAGGGACCUCUGACACCAGAGCAAGGAGCUAUAGCACCUGUUUAUUGUGCUCUGUUGCCGGAGGACACAGAGAUAAAGGGAAAAUACAUCUGGUUUGAUAAGACAUUAUCCGAAUGGAAAUAACAAGUAUAAUACAUGAUAUAAUCAUUCCUACAAAGUAUAACAUAGACAUUAAGGUAGUAAUUAUGCUUAUUACACUAACACACUAUGAUAAAAAAAAAAAGAGGAUUA
This is a messenger RNA of Linepithema humile (Argentine ant), 1074 nucleotides long. RefSeq names its product carbonyl reductase [NADPH] 1. Gene Ontology annotation, molecular function: carbonyl reductase (NADPH) activity. NCBI's taxonomy places the organism in Eukaryota, Metazoa, Arthropoda, Insecta, Hymenoptera, Formicidae. The record is from RefSeq and is a predicted model, not a curated record.